CCAGUCUUCAGUAAGUCGUGUUGUCUGCUCUGCCGCCGUUUCUGAGCGUAUACGCUAACGCGACACGCAAUGUGGAGGAACAAGCUGCUCCUCCUGAUCUCAGCAACGCUGGUUUCUUUAGCGAUUGGUCAGGAAAGCGCUCAGAAAGCUGACUUUCCCUCUGAACCGACCGCUCCAACAGCCCGGCUCGGGCGGCUGGUUGUGGGGAGAGGAGUAAAGCUGCUCUCAGGCGAAGCAGAGAAAAAUAUUGGCGGAGAAGUGCGAGAUGGACUUACCGACCACUCCGAAACAUACCAGGCUGACCAACAGGGGUCAACGGUGUGGUACAAAGCAGCAGAGUCCAAGUUGCAGCGCUUGAAUCCUUCUGUGCAUUGUGGGGAUGAUGCUAUGGCUCUGCGUGUUCAAGGGUCUAGAGUGCCUAACUUCAUGGUUGACAGAGGUGAAGAUGGUCUGCUUCCUGUGUUGCAGAUGCCUGCCAACUGUGGUUUGUCAGUGAAAAGGGCUCGCAGGGAUGUUCUCCUAACUGCUAAUUAUAAAGGUUGUCAUGUUAUGCAAGAGGGUGAGGCCUACAUUUUGACACUGCGUUUGUGGGGAGCUCCUGUGAGCAUAUCCUGUCCUGUGGCUACCUCUGCACAUGAGACAGUUGCUCCUACCACUACAGCUAGCACAGAGACCCCAAUGGCCCCUAUUAUUGCCAGUGAUGCUCAAAAGCCUUUCUCUCCUUAUCAGAUCAACCCCUUUGACCGUGUUCCUCAUUGGUAUCCUUAUUACCCAUAUGGUUAUCAAUGGGCUCGUCCCACACGUACCCCUACAGUUGCUCCUACCACUACAGCUAGUAUGGAUACCUCAACAGCCCCUGUUCCUGUGAGUGAUGCUCAAAAGCCUUUCUCUCCUUAUGAUCAGAUCAACCCCUUUGAUCGUGUUCCUCAUUGGUAUCCUUAUUACCAAUAUGGUUAUCCAUUGGCUCAUCCCACACGUACCCCUACAGUUGCUCCUACCACUACAGCUAGUAUGGAUACCUCAACAGCCCCUGUUCCUGUGAGUGAUGCUCAAAAGCCUUUCUCUCCUUAUGAUCAGAUCAACCCCUUUGAUCGUGUUCCUCAUUGGUAUCCUUAUUACCAAUAUGGCUAUCCAUUGGCUCGUCCCACACGUACCCCUACAGUUGCUCCUACCACUACAGCUAGUAUGGAUACCUCAACAGCCCCUGUUCCUGCAAGUGAUGCUCAAAAGCCUUUCUCUCCUUAUGAUCAGAUCUACCCCUUUGAUCGUGUUCCUCAUUGGUAUCCUUAUUACCCAUAUGGUUAUCCAUUGGCUCGUCCCACACGUACCCCUACAGUUGCUCCUACCACUACAGCUAGUAUGGAUACCUCAACAGCCCCUGUUCCUGCGAGUGAUGCUCAAAAGCCUUUCUCUCCUUAUGAUCAGAUCUACCCCUUUGAUCGUGUUCCUCAUUGGUAUCCUUAUUACCCAUAUGGUUAUCCAUGGGCUCGUCCCACACGUACCCCUACAGUUGCUCCUACCACUACAGCUAGUAUGGAUACCUCAACAGCCCCUGUUCCUGCCAGUGAUGUUCAAAAGCCUUUCUCUCCUUAUCACCUCUACACCUUUGACAAUGUUCCUCAUUGGCAUCCUUAUUACCAAGAUGGUUAUCCAUGGCCUCAUCCCACAUCUACCCCUACAGCUAGCACAUCUACUGUGACGGCCCCUACUCUUCCUGCCAGAGACUCUCAAGAGCCUGGCUCUCAUUUUGAUCAGCUUUAUCCUUUUGGCUAUGUUCCUCAUUGGAAUCCUGGUUAUGCAAGGGUUUGCUCCACAAGUACUCCUAUAGUGGCCCCAGCUACUGUAGCUGGCAUGGAUGCAACAGCCCCUUCUGUUCCUGCCAAUGACCCUCAAGAUCCUAGCUUUCCUUUUGCUAAGAUGUAUCCUUUUGGUCACUUUCCUUACAAGCAUUGGCAUCCCCAUUUCUAAAAUGUUUCCAUGAGCUUGCCUUGCUCGUGGUUCCCUCAACUACAGCUGGUGGUUACUUCAACAGCCCCUACUUUUCCUGCCAGUGGCUAACAAGAUGCUAGCCAUUACCUGUGAUUUGUGGACACCCCCACCCAAGUACACUCUACAGCUGCUCUAGCAAAUACAGUUGGCAGUCACCAACUGCUCCUCUUGUCCUUGCUAGAGACCACCAGUCUGAUUCCUUCCACUCAACUUCAAUAUGCCCUUGUUGGAUUGUUUAGCAGCCUGUCAAAUGGCAUAAAUAUUUUGGGAAAUAAAGCUCAGGUUGACUAGGGUUUGUGGUCUUUCACGAA
Molecule: messenger RNA, 2300 nt
Organism: Pygocentrus nattereri (red-bellied piranha)
Lineage: Eukaryota; Metazoa; Chordata; Actinopteri; Characiformes; Serrasalmidae
Product: mucin-2-like
Exons: 4
Coding region: 70-1968 (632 amino acids)
Source: RefSeq, a predicted model, not a curated record